AUGUCGUGGCUUUUGGCGGAUAUGAAAAAAAAGAUGAACGAGGCGAAAACGACAAUAGAACAGAGCUUCAAGCAAGUCGCCGAGACUACUAACAUGGUAGGUGAACACACGAAACAUUCGUUAUCGCUUCGAUAGUUUAAGACGGAAAAGGAGCAAAACGAGGAAGAAGCUCCAGUUUCACCCGAAGAGAAAGAGCAAAAAGAGCCGAUGAAGACGGAAGAGGAACCGACGUCGCCUCAAGAAUCAACCGCCGAAGCUGCAAAAAAGUCGAUGGUCGCUCUGUUCGGAGGACUGAAAGCGGGCAGUGGAGUGGCAUCGACGAAGCUGUUCGAGUAUGCAAAGGAUGCGACGAAAAAGUUAGAGGAGGUCAAGAAUGCCGUUAUUGAGAAUGUGAGCAGCAUAAUUUUCCCUCCUAAUCGAGAUCUUUCCUGCAGACAAUGCUCGGCGAUCUGAACAAAGAGCAAGAUGAGUUUGAGAAGAAGCUCGAGGAAGAACGGGAGAAGCUCAAGAAUAUGCCAAUGCCAUGGGAAGGUCUUCCGGAUGAAGUUCUCGCCAAAAAGCAGAUGAUGUCGUUGUCCACGGACACUCGCAACUUCCUUCGCGACUCAGCGGCGAGCAGCGAGUAUUCUUACGAAGAGCAGCAGGCGAUGGCCAAGCGGCUUCUGAAGGAAGAUCCUAAUCUGGCCAACGUGCGGUUCCAAUUGGUGCCAAAACAGUGAGGAAUUGUAGAGAGAAUAGCAUCAAAUAACACAAACAUUUUCAGAGUGAAAGAGAAUCAAUUCUGGCAAAACUACUUCUACCGAAUCGGGCUAAUUCGUCAAUCGAUGAUCGGACAAACUACCGGAAGAACGACGCCCACAAUGACAACUAGCACUUCCUUAGUCGUCGAGAAAAUAGAAGAGCCGGUGGAGAAGGCUGAGGCUCCAGCUGAGCAACAGGCCAAGAAGCUAGAAGUAGAGGAGGCGACGGAGAAGGAGCCCGAGCUGGACGUGACACAGGAGAGCGAGGAAAGCGAAGAGGAGAAAGAGCCAGUUCUGGAGCAGCCAGCGGCUCCAGGAGAACAGACUCUGACUAGCGUUGGUUAGUAAAUGUGUGGAUGUAUUCUGAAAUUGAAAUCAUUCUUUCAGAUGAGGAAUGGGAACGGGAGAUUCUCGCCGACCUGAACGACUACGAUGAUGUCGUUGAGAAGACUGGCGGAAAAGACGAAGAUGCGUGGGAGGCAGAGAUUCAAGAGCUCCUCAAUGCCGAGUAA
This is a messenger RNA of Caenorhabditis sp. 36 PRJEB53466, 1252 nucleotides long. The record is from the annotation of a GenBank genome assembly. NCBI's taxonomy places the organism in Eukaryota, Metazoa, Nematoda, Chromadorea, Rhabditida, Rhabditidae.